AUGCAGGCAAUCUGGUCUAGAGCGGGCCAGGCGCACCGAUGCGGCUGCAAGGCCUGCUUUAAUGCCUCCGGGGGCAUGAUACGGCAGUCGGCGACGCGCUCGACGCAACGAAAACCGACCUUUAGCGAGAUCUUCACGGCGUGCUACACAUCGAUAAUGGGAACGGCUGCGAUGCUGGAUGCAGGGAGGAAAGACAGGCGGCGAAAGGAUUUGGACCGACAAAUUGAAGAGGUCUCGAGCGAGCUGGCAAAUCUUGUCGAAAAAGCAAAGGAGAAAGCUCCUAAGAAACCACCUGCUGGUGACGUUGGCAACCGGUAUCCGGGCGCAUUACAAGAUCACGUUCCACAAAACCCCGAAGUCAGCAAGAUUCUCGACGCCCUCGGGCCCUCAUAUAGGUGGCAGAGAACUGUUGCGACAAAGGCCGACGUGGACCGUUUAUGGAAGAUAUACGAGCUGAGUCCUUCGAACGAAGUCAGAGGGGUCAAUUACGAAGCCUUGAUUAAGAAGCUCGCGACAGAAGAGUGGAUGCCUAUUGAGCACCGCGCACCGCGGACGCCGAGGCAAGCCAAGGCGGCAGCGGUGGCAACGAAAGCUUUGGUCUACAGAUUUCUCGACGCAGGCGAAUCUAUGGUUGGACGCGAAGGAAUGCAAACGGCGCGAGAGGAGGUAGACAAGCUGAUACGGAAGAAGUUCCCUAUCUGGGAUGAAAGCGAACUGAGCAACGAGGCUCUGAACACGUGGAGCCGGGAGCUGAACAAGGCGUUGAGGAGUGUUUUUGACGCCUCGACUCCUGAGAACUUUCAACAUACGAUUUACAGUGGCAAGCUUGAGCCCACGCAGCUUACCCUGGUGUGCAUCCUGAAUCACUACAGAACGAUAAAGGACGCAGACAACUUUUCGGGUUUCAUCGCUCGCAUGACUGGCAAAGACCAACGAGGCGUCAAAAUCCGGAGAAAAAGGCACGAUGAUGUGGCGGAGUUUUUCUCCCUUCACGGUUGGGCUAAAACGAAAGAUGUCGCAGUCGGCUCCCAUUACGUCGUCGAGAGGGCGCGUUUUGAUGAAAAAAUCUUCGCCACCAUCAUCGAAGGCAUGUUGGCUUUCGACAGACUGAGGGCUGCCGUGGGUGCAUUUGCGGCGAGCAUCACGGCAGACCUCCUGAUUAGCUCGCGGACGACCUCCGAGCUGCUCGAUUAUUGCGCCCGCUCCCUAGAUCGCACAGCUGCAGCCAAGCUUUUGGAAAUACUGAAAAGCAACCCCGCGCUGAUCAAGCGAGCAUUCUUUCGAGAGAACGACAAGCUAUAUCUUGCGCGGCGCAUACGGAGCCUACUGGAUAUUUGCGGCUUGGAACACAGCUUGCCAAACAGCGUGGCACCGUUCCUGAAAGAUCCCAUGUUCUCGAUUGUGUCGAGCGAGGAGCAGAAACGUGUAGUUUAUAUCGCACGAAUAGCCCACACUGUACACCAAACGGAGUGGUUGUUGAAAAGCGCGCGCGACUACGUUCAGCGCGUGAAAACGGGUAGCGCCAGUACCAUUCGCAUUGAUUCGGGCUCUCCGCAGAUGUACAGGAUGUGGAGAGCGACGAAGUUGGUUUGGCCAGUGCCCGAGGGUCUUCCGGAAGACCAGCCCGGGACGUCCUUCUCGCAGGAGGAAGAGGUCGACUGGUCUGCUUGGAACCGGCUGGAGGAAGCGUCAGAAGCACAGCUGGCGCAGAAAACCAUGAGUAAAAGCAACACUCUUUCAGAGAAUCAGGGUCAAUUGUCCGCAUGGGAUCGCCUUGAACAGGCGGCGGAGACGAAACCGAAGAACACGAAGCACGAAAACAAAACCACCAUCGACGAGGUUUUCGAAACGAUUGAAAUUCUAAGGUUCCUCUACCGUGCGACGGCGUCGCCGCUGGUGUGCGGGCUCAAGAGGCAGAUCCGGGAGCUGGCGCGGGCGGUGUACGAUAAUCCCGAGCACACUGGCGAUGAGAUGGAGGUCAAGUGUAUUUACGCGCGGCCGUCGUGGAUUGAGAUGCCGAACGCGGCGCAGGUGUUGGAUGAUGCGCAGGAGGGCAUUGCGACGAUGGCUGAGACGAAUCCAUACUGGGCUUGUCGGGUUCCGCUAGACGACGACGACGAUGAUGAUGAUUAUGAUUAUGAUAACGAACCGGUUUAG
Messenger RNA from Colletotrichum tamarilloi, 2157 nucleotides. RefSeq names its product pentatricopeptide repeat domain-containing protein. Lineage: Eukaryota; Fungi; Ascomycota; Sordariomycetes; Glomerellales; Glomerellaceae. The transcript has 3 exons. Bases 1 to 2157 code for a protein of 718 amino acids. The record is from RefSeq and is a predicted model, not a curated record.